Molecule: messenger RNA, 873 nt
Organism: Trichoplax adhaerens
Lineage: Eukaryota; Metazoa; Placozoa; Uniplacotomia; Trichoplacea; Trichoplacidae
Exons: 10
Coding region: 1-873 (290 amino acids)
Cellular component (GO): cytoplasm
Molecular function (GO): phosphatidylinositol binding; protein binding
Source: RefSeq, a predicted model, not a curated record
AUGCCCCCGGUACCAGAUAAAGUAGGCAACAGUGAAUUAGAGGCAAGAAGGAUAAUGGCGGGACUUCGCCAAAGGACUGAUGUAGGAGAAGCGGAAGCUACGACUUUAGAUUGUAGAAAGUUACAAUUAUUUCUUAAUAAGGUAGCUUGUCAUCCUUAUUUAGCGCAGGACAGCCAUGUUGAAUAUUUUCUCACUGAGCAAGAGACACCGGAAAGAUUUCCCUUUAAAAAGCGGUUUAUUGGUAAUAUGGUAAAGUUGAUUACUGAUCUACGGCAUCAAAGCCAUAAAGUUAUUUUUAAUGAGCACUUUCUGACAUACAGGAAAUUAAUCCAGUCUUUCGGCGAAUGUUUAAAUUUUUGUAAGGAAGCAAUCGAUGUGGGAUGCCACAGCAGUGAAAUGAAUCUCGGAGUAAUUUUGAAUUAUUACGCUGACUAUUGUGAAGAAGCAAAAAACAUGCUAUACAGAAGAACGAUCAGAAUGAUUGAUUACGAUUCUGCAUUAAGAAUCCAUGAGAAAGCAAAGCCCAAAUAUCAGGAAUCAGUGAGUCGGGAAUAUUACGUAACUUAUUGGAAGGCGGAAGCGAAGCGAAAGGAAACAAAGGAUGCCUAUGAACAAACCACAGAAACUGCAAAGAAUGAGUUGAAACGCUUCAGUCAUGCACGGUCCCGAGAUGUCAAAGAUGAAUUAUUAAAAUUUGCAGAAUUUCAGUUAGCAGCAGCUCAUGAUUGUGCUGCUAUUAUAUCCUCUGUAUUAGUAUCAUUAAGAGAAUUAUCGCCGAAGCAGUAUAGUAUACCACACUUGUCAAUUAUGAUCGUCUGUGAGAUCUUAUGCAUUUUAAGUUGGGGCGUUCAGAAAAUGCAAAGAUGGCAUUAA